Molecule: messenger RNA, 3339 nt
Organism: Varanus komodoensis (Komodo dragon)
Lineage: Eukaryota; Metazoa; Chordata; Lepidosauria; Squamata; Varanidae
Gene: RGSL1
Product: regulator of G protein signaling like 1
Exons: 20
Coding region: 1-3339 (1112 amino acids)
Source: RefSeq, a predicted model, not a curated record
AUGGUUUCCCUCUCCUCCGCAGAGUUGAUGGCCAAAAAGCACUUAACGGUGCUCCUGCAAGAUGAAAUCUUUGCCGAUUUCUUCAACACAUUCCUGAAUCUUCCUGUAUUUGGCCAGACGCCCAUUUUCAUGGGAAACACCCGCAAGUGGUACCUUUGGCCAGAGCUACCCUGCAACCUGGCAUCAAAGCACAAGGGGCUGAUGAACUGGAUGGAAAAGCACCGCCUGCCUUUCUUCUACAAAACCAACCUGUGCCUUCAUUAUCUUCUCUGCGAGGAGCUCAUCAGCUUCAUCCGGUCUCCAGAGGCAGCGGAGAUGCUGAGAUGGAAGAAGGCGGACCAGUGGCUUCUCGAGAAAUGCGUUGCCGGCACUCGGGGAAUGUGGCGCUUCCGUUCCUUCCUGCAAGGAAUGGCAGGAGAAGAACUGGCCAAGUUUUGGCUAGCGGUGGAGCGGAUACUCAGCAUCGAUGAAACAGAGGAAUCCGAGCGGGAUCUCUACGUGUCGCUGAUCCAGGUGCUGAUGGCCACCCAUCUGCAGGAGGGGUCCACCGUUGUCACCCUGUGCAACAACACCAUCGAGUCGCUCCUGAAAACCCCCACCUAUCAUCCUCCGCACUUCGGCACUCGGAGGGAGGUGCUCGGCGAGAUGCAGAAAGUGGCCCUGUUCAAGAUCGAGAGUUACUGGCUGCCCAACUUCUACAUCCACUGCCGGCUGAGUGCAGAGCACGAGCCCAAGUGCCGGCACCUGCUGGAAGAGUACGAGGAGCGGCUGCGUCGGGCCGGCUUGCCCAAGACCUCCCCGUCUCCUCUGCCCCCAAUGAGCAUUCGGGCCAGCAGCCUUUCCUGCACCGCCUACUCCAGCCUGGAAAGCAAGAGGAAGGUCUGGGAUCAGGUCCGGGGCCGAAGCCUUUCUCCCAGAGGGAAACGCAAAGGAGGGAGGAAGCGGAAGCCAUGCAGGAGGAGUCCAGCGGACAAGGGACAGGGUCCGGCCGAAAGGCGCCCUCCGGGCCCAAGCCCCUGUCAAGCGGAAGACAACCCGGAAGCGAGCGCUAGGGGGCUUUCCGACGAGUCGCCGCCCCACCGGAGCAGCCCAAGCGAGUCGCUGCCCUCUCCCGUGGCAGACGAGGCGGUGGACAAGUGCAGCCUCAGCAAGCUGCGCUCCGCCACCCCGGUGGUCCAAGUCCCCUCCAUGCUUGGCCUCAAGACCCUCGUGAAGUCCCCCUCGUGCUUGGAUUUCCUUCCAUGGGUGCUCACCGCCGACAAAUGCGCCGGACGCCCCUUCCGGGAGUUCUUGCUGAGCAGGAGUUACUCCACGGAGGUGCAUCUGCUUGACCUCUGGCACGACCUGGAGGACUUUUUGCGCAUGAUGCUCUGCUCCCUGGGCGAAGGGAACAUCCUCCUGCGCCACGUGAUGGGAGAACGGAUCUGCGAGCUGUACCUGACCCAGAGCAGCAACUGGCACCUCCCGCUGAAGCUCAGCACUCUGAAGAGCUUGCAGAAUCUCCUGCCUUCCGGGCACGUGAUUCCCUGGGUGCUCAAGGCCCAGAAGGAAAUCUGCAAGAUACUCAGUUUCCUCUAUGAGGAGUUCCUUCAGCAGGAUGACAAGAUGUUCCUAUAUUAUGUGAGCGGUAAGGAGAAGAAACCGGAAGAAGACGAGCUGCUGAACGAACGGGAAGAGGUCUUCCGGCUGGUCCAAAGAAUCAUUGAAUCUGUGCAUCUGAGCCAGGCCUUGGCUGGAAUGAAAGACUUCGAUCCACUUACUGGAGAGCACUGGGAGAUGCUGGGCACGCAGGACCUGCGUACGGGGGGCUCCAUCUACAUGGAGCUGAGACCUGUUACCUGGCGGCUGGAUUACAGCAGCAUGGCGUUCGAGGAGCUGGUCCAGCUGAACCCGAAGAUGGCCGUGGAGCUUCUCAGUAAGAACUUCCGGACAUACUGCAAGAAAUGUCCAUCAGGUGGAGUGUUCUACCGACCGUUAGCACCCAGGAGAAGCCUCCACUGGACCCGAUCGAGCCUGUCCUUCAUGAGGAAGGGGGCCGCCUCAAAAAAGUCCCUGAUGAAGCCCAGAACUCUCUCGGAGGUGCUGCAGACUCCUCUGCACCUGGAUUACUUCCGGCACUUCCUCAAGAUGCACUACGCGGAGGCAGCGCUGCUCUUCUGGAUGGCGGUGGAGGAACUGAAAAACGAGCCCAGCAGCAGGGUGCAGCGUGCGCAGAUCAACGACUGCGUCAGAACCUUCUUCUUCAACGCCAUCCCACCCGAAAAGCUGCUGCAGUGCAAUGCGGACAUCAUCAAAGAGAUUCCAAGGGCAUAUCUCGUCACAGUUCCCAUGCUGGUCACAGCCCAAAUGGAAGUCAUGAAGAUCCUGGAAGAGAAAUGGUUUAAAAUGUAUCAAGGCUUAUAUCCUGAGAACGAUCUUACAUUAGUUCCACCUGGUGGGGGAAGGUCAAGGAGGACUUCCAUGAUCAAAGAAAAGAUGAAAAGGUGCUGGUACGCUCUCGCCGCCUUCGUCAGGACUGUCUGCAGGUUCCGAAAGGCGAUGAGUUACGUGACACAUCGCAAGCUCUUUGAAGAAUUCCUCCACCGGGAAAUAAAAAAUGACAAGGAAAACCUGCCAAGCCCAGGAACUCAGGCCCGCCUGAGCAUCAGUGGACCUAGUGGGCGUCCCGGGUUAUAUUCCGGCAUGUCCGAGGACGUUGAGGUCAUGCAAGCAAAACGCAAGAUUUUUGGGAGCCGCAUCAUCUCGGUGAACUUCCUGGUCAACGACCUCUAUUUUUAUCUGGAGAUGGAGAAGUUUUUCCAUCUGGCUGACUCAGUGGUCGUGCUGGCCUCUCUCGGACUGUACACCGAAAAAGACAUCGCCUUCCUGAAGAGCAAAGUGGCCACCAUCAACAAACUCUUCUUGAAUUCAGAUAUUCCACCUAAACUAAGGGUCAACCUCACAGAUGCCCAGUGUGUCCAGAUCCGGGCUUUAAUUGCUGAAGGGGUGCUGAACAGAACGCUUUAUCAUGGUGCUAUCGUCUCCAUAUUCCCAGUUUUGUUGUAUUUCUGGAAGAGGUAUUGCCACUGGAAGGUAAUGAAGGGCUUCAAAAAAGCGAAGGUAGAGAAAGCCGUCCUUUCUCCUCCAGUGCCUCCUGCGAGACUCGCUCGGAAGAUCAGUUGCUUCAGUGGAGAAGAUCAUCCAAUCAUCAGGUAUACAAUUCUCAAAGGAAUCCAGCUCUUUCUGCCUCAGCCUAAAGAAGAGGUGGAUGAAUUGCCUGGAGAGAAAUCUUCUGUUGGAAGCUUAGGCCACUACAACAGGAAGUCCUCAACUGGGCUCUGUGCACCCCAGAAACGGUAA